AUGUUGGCCGCACGAUCGAGUGCUUGUCGUGCAGGCAGCCUCGGCAUUCGUUGCGGCGCCACCGCUCCCACAGUGGAUUCAAUCUCAAAACAGCACCAAAAGCUGGUAGAGAAUGAACCUGGGCCGCUAUGGAGAGUGGGGAAGAGCCCUUUUCAAGAAAUCCCUCAAGCCUGGCUCUCCUCGCUGAAGACGAUCAAGGAGGAACCGCAAGGCAUCAUCGAUCUGCACCCCGACGUUUUUCGGACGACCCCGCGCCUCGAUCUCUUGCACCGAAAUAUUGUCUGGCAACAAGUCUACAGGAAUGUGCAACUUACCAAAAUGCUCACAAAGGCCGAGAUGCCAGGAGGAGGCUCUAAACCUUGGCCUCAAAAGCGAACAGGAAGACAUCAUGCGGGCAGCAUUCGAGCUCCCCACUUUCAUCGUGGAGGCUUUGCCCAUGGAGUUCGCGGCCCGAAGACGUGGUUUUAUAUGUUGCCCGACUCGAUUCGCAUCAAGGGCCUAUGCGUCGCUCUGACUGUCAAACAUGCGCAGGACGAUUUGCAAGUUGUUAGUAGUCUGGAGGAGCUACCUGAUGGCGACCCGCAAUUCCUGAUGAGUCUUGCUGAUGAGCGAAACUGGGGCUACAGCGUUCUCUUUGUUAGCGAAACGGAUACGAUAACUGGCCCCCUCUCAGAAGCCACCUCUCAAUUGCCGUGGAUGAAUGUGAUGCCAUAUUAUGGGCUCAACUGCUUCUCCUUGAUGAAAUAUGACACGAUUGUUUUCAGCCAAAAGGCAUUGAAUUUGAUACAAACAAGCCUUCUUCGUCACUUGCAUCGCGCCGACUCGUUGAACACGAAAUAUCGAUAUAAGGACAUCAAGGAAAAGAUUUUGAAAGAAGAUUGGGAAAUGGUGAUGGAGGUGGAACAGUUGAUCAUCGGCUUCGUUCGUGACGGAUUUGCAGAAGGAUCGGUUACCUUAAUCAAACACGAUGCUGGCCGGAUACUUGUCGAUACCGGCUCUCCUGAUAAUUGGAAUCAGCUCGAGGCCGAGCUGAAACUUCGGGAGAUCGAGCUUGAUGCCAUCGACACGCUUGUAAUCACCCACGGACACAUCGACCAUUGCGCCAAUUUGGGUCGAUUCGCUAAGGCGACGAUCUACAUGGACAAUGAUCGACGGUCCCCAACUGGUGUAUAUUCACCGACAGAAGACAUUAUUCAAUUGACGCCGCUGAUAUUCAUCAAAAAAUACCGUGGCCACACGGAUAACGAUUUAGUUGUUGUGGUGAAUGGGACUGCCGUUGGUACGAUUGUCGUAGCAGGAGAUCUAUUUGAAACCGAAAGUGAUGCGAACGACUGGGAAGCUAAUAGUCGAUAUGUGGAGUCGCAAAAAAAGGCUAGAGCCGAACUUCUCUCGAUGACAGAUUGGAUUGUCCCGGGUCACGGCCCGAUUUUUCGUACGGGCCGCAAA
Molecule: messenger RNA, 1446 nt
Organism: Mesorhabditis spiculigera
Lineage: Eukaryota; Metazoa; Nematoda; Chromadorea; Rhabditida; Rhabditidae
Source: the annotation of a GenBank genome assembly